UAUCAACAGAUUUUCAAGUACUAUCAAGAUCGACUUUGGCUAUUUACUAGCGACUCCUCCCAGAGAGACGUCAUUCGAGAAUACGAUGAGUGGGCCGGAAACUAUGACCAGGUAAUUAAAAAAAGAUGUCGACGCGGCAAAACAAUAGGGUGGGGACCCGUCGAGCAUCGACUACGGAGCUCAAAUUUUUGCUAGAGUAAACACUGCUUAACAACGGUUUUUUGUGUAAAGAUAGGUAAGCACCGGUGUUUUUUCAGGUUCUCACAAAGUGUGACUUCUUAGCUCAGUUGGUAGAAGCGCCCAACUAUUAUCCGGGAGGCAUGGGUUCGCAUCCCGUCGAAGCCUUAAUUUUUUUUUCAGGCUUGUUUUAUGCAUGACACCAGUUUGGUGGUCUCAAUCUGAAAAAACUCUGCAGUACUUUCUAGGCUCUUAUAUAUCAGCAGCAACAGCAACAACAACGAUCACUGUUUGACCAACACAACAUUUUUAUUCUCCAUCAGAGUAUGCAAGAACCCAACUACCACGUACCUCGACCAUUUGCCAGGCACUUCGACGCUUCAGUGUGCAAUCUGUUUCCAGAUGUCGACAAGAAAAGUUUUAAAGUUCUUGACGUGGCGGCUGGAACAGGCCUGUUGGGGUUAGAAUUAAACAAACUUGGAUAUAGCAAUAUUGAUGCCCUUGACAUAUCGCAAGAAAUGCUUAACAGAGCUAUGAUGAAAAAUGUCUACAAUAAACUUAUCUGCGCCGCCAUGACUGAUCAGCGGAUAAAUGGUAUCGAGACCGCGGAGUAUGAUGCAUUGACGUGCAGCUCUGCGGUAUGCACUUCGCAUGUCCGGCCCAGUGCAUUUGAGGAGAUGGUAAAAAUUGUCAAACCAGGUAUGAGAGAUAUGGAGAAUAUUUCCCUUUCGUACAGUUUUCGCUUCUUUCCUGCGUUUGUUAAUACAAGGUCGACUAUUCCGUAACCUGGAAAGGUCAAGUGAUCUUAAAAAUGUUGAAUUAUCAUUCUAUUUAAACUUAAAUUGUUCCCUUUGAUUUCGUAAUUGUCAUAUUUGAUAUUAUCUUUUACGAAUAAAGAUUUAGAAGAAUUCUAGUCAACAAUCCUAGCCAAAACUCUCGCGAUAUUUAAAAAUUAUUCCACGCACGCGCGUUGGAUAUGUUGGAUAUGAGCUGGCUAAAACCAGUCUUGCAUCAAACAAGUGCUAAUGAAAUAAUUGUUUUAUUGAUUUUUACUAAAUCCUCAACGUUUAGAUAUUUGCAGCCUUUUUCUUUUUAGCUCCGCAACAGUUGGCGCGAUGCAUUUCCGCAUAAGGUGACUCAGAAUAUGAGGAGAUAACCGAUCAAAACGUUGAAAAUUUAAUAAAGGUAUUUAUUAACUUUCAACUUUGAACUCAUGAUGUGUUUUGCAGGAGGGGUUUUGUGCUUCAAUAUAAGUCUCGUGGAAGAGAAGAAUUACGAAGAAAAACUAAAUGAGUUGGAAAAUAAUAAAAAAUGGCGACUCGUUCAGCAGGAGAAGAUUCCUUUCGUACAGGUAGAACAUUUAGAGGAGUGUUAUUUGUACAUUUACCAGCGUUAG
Messenger RNA from Pocillopora meandrina, 1573 nucleotides. The record is from the annotation of a GenBank genome assembly. Lineage: Eukaryota; Metazoa; Cnidaria; Anthozoa; Scleractinia; Pocilloporidae.